Molecule: messenger RNA, 3107 nt
Organism: Ipomoea triloba (trilobed morning glory)
Lineage: Eukaryota; Viridiplantae; Streptophyta; Magnoliopsida; Solanales; Convolvulaceae
Product: heat shock 70 kDa protein 15
Exons: 10
Coding region: 190-2733 (847 amino acids)
Biological process (GO): protein folding
Cellular component (GO): cytosol; nucleus
Molecular function (GO): ATP-dependent protein folding chaperone; ATP binding
Source: RefSeq, a predicted model, not a curated record
UAAAACCCCUAUUUUUCCCUUUCGUAUCCGGUCAUACUUUCCUGUCUCUAAACAUACCGCCGUAGUAGGGAAGAGAGAGUUCUAGAAUCCACCGGUGCGCUUUUGCUCGGUCAAUCCUUCCCACACUUCCUGCUCUGCGUCCUUCCGGUUUUCUGUUCUAUUGGACUUUAAUUGCUUCUUGCAACAAAAAUGAGCGUAGUAGGGUUUGAUGUUGGGAACGAGAGUGGUGUCGUUGCAGUUGCAAGACAGAGGGGAAUUGAUGUUGUUCUUAAUGAUGAAUCAAAGAGAGAAACUCCAGCUCUUGUUUGCUUUGGUGACAAGCAAAGAUUCAUUGGUACAGCUGGUGCUGCAUCUAGUCUGAUGAAUCCAAAGAACACAAUUUCUCAGGUAAAGAGAUUGAUUGGACGUCAAUUUUCAGAUCCCGAGUUGCAAAGGGAUAUCAAGUCUUUUCCUUUCUCUGUGACUGAAGGCCCUGAUGGAUUUCCAUUGAUCCAUGCUCGAUAUUUGGGGGAAAUGAGAACUUUCACACCCACCCAAGUUCUGGGAAUGGUGUUGUCAAAUCUGAAGAGCAUUGCAGAGAAAAAUCUGAAUGCUGCAGUAGUGGAUUGCUGCAUUGGGAUACCCAUCUAUUUUACUGAUCUCCAGAGAAGAGCAGUUAUGGAUGCUGCUACAAUUGCUGGUCUACACCCACUACGUCUCUUCCACGAAACUACAGCCACAGCAUUGGCUUAUGGUAUCUACAAGACUGAUUUACCUGAAAAUGAACCCCUAAAUGUUGCUUUUGUUGAUGUUGGACAUUCUAGCAUGCAAGUUUGCAUUGCCGCCUUCAAGAAAGGCCAGCUGAAGAUAUUGGCACAUUCAUUUGAUAGAUCACUUGGUGGAAGAGAUUUUGACGAAGUCCUUUUCCAGCACUUUGCUGCAAAAUUCAAGGAUGAAUACAAGAUUGAUGUCUUUCAGAAUGCCAGGGCUUGCCUUAGACUCCGCGCUGCCUGUGAGAAGUUGAAGAAGGUUUUAAGUGCUAAUCCUGAGGCACCUCUGAAUAUAGAGUGCUUGAUGGAUGAGAAGGAUGUCAGGGGUUUCAUUAAAAGAGAUGAAUUUGAGCAAAUUAGUAUUCCCAUAUUGGAAAGAGUGAAGAAGCCAUUGGAGAAAGCUAUUGCAGAAGCUGGUCUUGCAGUUGAAAAUAUUCACUCUAUUGAGGUUAUUGGGUCUGGAUCACGAGUCCCUGCUAUUAUUAAGAUUUUGACCGAGUUCUUUGGUAAGGAGCCUAGGCGUACAAUGAAUGCAAGUGAAUGUGUUGCUAAAGGCUGUGCAUUACAGUGUGCCAUACUCAGUCCAACAUUUAAAGUGCGAGAUUUUCAGGUCAAUGAGAGCUUCCCUUUCCCAAUUGCUUUGUCCUGGAAAGGACCUGCUCCAGAUGCCCAAAAUGGAGUUGCUGAAAAUCAACAGAGCACCAUUGUUUUCCCCAAGGGGAAUCCAAUACCAAGUGUGAAAGCUUUGACGUUCUACAGAUCUGGCACAUUUUCGAUUGAUGUACAGUAUGCUGAUGUCAGUGAACUACAGGCACCUUCAAAAAUCAGUACUUACACGAUUGGUCCUUUCCAAUCUGCAAAGGGCGAACGUGCAAAGCUGAAGGUUAAAGCACGCUUGAAUCUGCAUGGUAUUGUUUCUGUUGAGUCAGCAACUCUUCUAGAAGAAGAAGAGGUGGAAGUACCAGUUGUUAAAGAACAAUUAAAGGAAUCAACCAAAAUGGAAACUGAUGAUAUUCCUCCCCAAGAUUCCUCUGAAACUGAUGUUAACAUGCAAGAUGAUAAAGUCACAUCAGAUGCUUCUGAGAAUCAUGCCCCAGAGUCUGGAGACAAACCAGUUCAAAUGGAGACUGAUGCUAAGGCUGAGGCCCCAAAGAAAAAGGUCAAGAAAACAAAUGUACCAGUCUCAGAAUUGGUUUAUGGAGCAUUGUCACCUGCCGAUGUACAGAAGGCGGUGGAAAAAGAAUUUGAAAUGGCAUUGCAGGAUCGUAUCAUGGAAGAAACAAAGGACAAGAAGAAUGCUGUGGAGGCCUAUGUCUACGACAUGAGGAAUAAGCUCUUCGACAAGUAUCAAGAGUUUGUAGUUGAGUCGGAAAAAGAGCAGUUAAUUGCUAAACUUCAAGAGGUGGAAGAUUGGUUAUAUGAGGAUGGAGAAGACGAGACAAAAGGAGUCUACAUUGCCAAACUUGAGGAACUUAAAAAGCAAGGUGAUCCCAUUGAAGAGCGUUACAAGGAGUAUACGGAUAGGGGUACUGUCAUUGAUCAACUAGUCUAUUGCAUCAAUAGUUACAGAGAGGCUGCAAUGUCAAAUGAUGUAAAGUUUGAGCACAUUGAAUUAGCAGACAAGCAGAAGGUCAUGAAUGAGUGUGUUGAAGCUGAGGCUUGGUUGAGAGAGAAAAAGCAGCAACAGGAUGCGCUUCCAAAGUAUGCCACACCUGUUCUUUUGUCUGCUGAUAUCAGAAAGAAGGCUGAAGCUGUUGAUAGGCUUUGCAGGCCUAUAAUGACGAAACCCAAGCCAGCCAAGCCUACCACUACUGAACCAUCAUCACCACAAACUUCCCAAAGCAGUGAGAAACAUUCUCAAGGUGGAGAGGGCCCGAACCCCAAUGAAAAUACGGGCGAGGGAGCCGGAGCCGAAGCAACUUCUGCCACUGAGCCAAUGGAAACAGACAAGUCAGAAUCGGAGUCUGCUCCAAGUGGUGUGUAGGUUCAGUGGCUGGCUGCUUUGUUGUCUCUGAUGCAUUUUGCGAUGAUUCGGUUACUUGUACUCCUUCCCAUUCGGUCCUGAACAUUUUGAUGAAUCUAUAGUUGGCGGUGGCCAUAUUAUAUAUUCACUUGCAGAGUUUAUAUUUUGAUUUUGGAUUAUUAUGUAAAAGGAUUGGGAGUGUGUCUGAUUAACUGUUUAUCAUCAUUAGGGUGGGUGGUGGCUCACUAGAAUCCUGUUCUUCCUAGGGAUUUGCAAGUUUGGGUUCUACUAUUGUUUUUUCCUUGUUUCCCGUCACAGGGAAAAAGAUGAAUUUCAAAAUGUUUACGAUUUCUCACGAAUCUCAGUCUGCUUUUUAAAGAUUCAUUCUUGUGCUC